Larimichthys crocea (large yellow croaker) is the source of this 1613-nucleotide messenger RNA. Its product is annotated as hydroxycarboxylic acid receptor 2. Gene Ontology annotation, biological process: G protein-coupled receptor signaling pathway. Gene Ontology annotation, cellular component: plasma membrane. The record is from RefSeq and is a predicted model, not a curated record. The transcript has a single exon. Lineage: Eukaryota; Metazoa; Chordata; Actinopteri; Sciaenidae. The coding region runs from base 102 to 1076 and encodes 324 amino acids. Gene Ontology annotation, molecular function: G protein-coupled receptor activity.
UGUUAAUGCCUAAACCACAAAGAACAUUUUUAAAGAAUGCUGACAGCCCUCAAGACCUCAUUUCUUUGAUCUGCAGCCAGCAAGGCAGCACAUAGCUCAAAAUGCACUGCAACUUCAGUGGGGAUGUUUUGAACGGUGUUCUCCCUCCACUGUUGAUAACAGAGUUUGUUUUUGGGAUCCUUGGAAAUGGUUUGGCUCUCUGGGUUUUCUGCUUCCACCUGAGACCCUGGAAGAGCAGCACGGUGUUACUCUUCAACCUGGCCAUGGCUGAUUUUCUGCUCAAUAUGGUUUUGCCUUUCCGUGCCCACUACUACAUCUCAGGGAUCAAGUGGAGGUUUGGGAGCGCUUUCUGCAACAUCUGCCUCUUCUUUUUAGCGAUGAAUCGUACUGGAAGCAUCUUCUUCUUGAUGGCUAUUGCUCUGGACAGGUACAUGCGUGUGGUGCAUCCCCAUCAUGCCAUCAACACUUUGAGUGUCUCCAAAGCCAUGUGUGGUGCACUUGGACUGUGGUUGCUCACCAUCUCAAUGACAGGUCAUAUCUUCUCUUUGGACCACAGCAACACAUCCUACUGUGAGAGCUUCAUGGUUAACACUGAACCCACAGCAAAUCUGUCCUGGCACAAGUUUGUGUUUGUCUUUUCCUUCAUUGUGCCUGUGCUUGUGAUUCUCUACUGCACAGCCUGUGUUAUCGGGCAGCUGAGAGGGAGACAGUUGGCUCAGCAUGCAAAGAUUAAGAAAGCUCUGUGCUUCAUGAUAGUAGUGGCGAUACUCUUCAUCAUAUGCUUCCUCCCGAGCACCAUCACACAGUUGCUGAUUUGGACAAAGACCAGAAGAUUAGCCAGCACCCUCCGUCCAGCUGAAGUCUGCCCUGCCUUGGAAAACAUGACCACCGCCUUUUACAUCACCAUUAGCCUGACCUAUCUCAACAGCAUGCUGGAUCCUGUGGUCUACUACUUUUCCAGCCCUACCUUCAAGAACAUCUGCAGGAAAGCUCUUCAUCUGUCCCAAGCAGAUACUGCUGAAAGUACAGAGAAGAAAACUCGAGAAACAGCCUCCCAGUCCAUCAGCCAGCUGUGAUCACAUGGCUAAGAUCUGUGCGCCUUAAAAUAGUUUGUAAGUGCCGCAGCUAACAAUAUAUCAUGUUUACUGCUACAGUAGUUAUAUAAAAAAAAGAAGAAGCAAUAUUUGCCUUUGCAAAAGCUGUAUAUUUUUACCUCUAUAAUGACAGCACUUUUUAAAAAUACGUUUUUGCAAAGCUGGGACUAUAUGUGUAAUAUCUAUAAUGUACAAUUUAUACAGACAAAAAAAACUCAACUCUUUAAAUAUAUAGUAAUUAUGAGAAAAUGAUAUGAUAAUUAUGUGGAAAAAUAUGACAAGGUGGCACAUAAUGUCUGAUAGCUUUCUCAUAUCGGGUGAUGUAUGAUCAUAAAGACGCAGAGUUAUGUUUAUAAGAUAAAUGUUUUUUCCUUUCUCAAUUCAAUGUCUUUGCUGCUGGAACAAGUAAUAAAGUUUUUUAUGUUCAACACAGAGCUGUGGCAUGUUUUCCUGAGUUAUUUCACUUCCAGGUAACAAGAAAUGCGUACGAUCUCUUCUACAUAUACAGUACAAAGAAGA